GCUUAUGUGGCCGGAUGUUGUCGUUAGUCGGACAGAUGUCGCUAAUGCAGCGGUGUUGUGCAGUUUUUCCCGUUCGUUUUCACCUCAGUGACCGUCUCAUUCGUUUCGGGGGUGUGGUUGGCGUUCACCCGUCGGUCAGUCCGCUAGGAAAUGUUUAUUUUAAAGGUUUAGCCGCGAGGCAGCGGAGAACAACUCACUUCUAAAGUUAACAUUAGCUCUGUCGCUCCACUAACCGAGUAGCCUGCUAGCUUACUUUAACUGCACAAAACAAAAUAUAUACAACUUUUAAAGUAUGGAGCAUUAACUUUAAUUGUUUAUCUAUUCAAAGAAAAUGAUUUAAGCACAUUUUUGAACAGUUAGCUUCCCCUUUUGAUGAAGCUGUGAGUUAACGGUCGUGGAUGGAUGUCUAGCUCGGCCGUCGUAAAGCGGAAACGCUCCUGCUGUCAGAGAUGUCACUGACCCCGCAGUGAGGAGGCUGUAGAGAAGCGCAGCGGGAUGGUGUGUGCGUCACCUCUGCUGAGUAAACCACACCUCAAAGAAGGAGUGACGCCGAACACCGCGACAAGCCUCGGCGGCGGUCAUUCGUGCGGUUCCAGCGGCCUCGUCGCUCAUCUGUCGGAGCGGAUCCCCGCCGCCGCAGCAGCUCGUGCCCGCUCUCCGUCUCCACGUGCGCGGCUUCUGCAGACAUCGGGUUCAGCAUGAAGGCCGGGAGCUCCAGGUUCUCCUUCUACUCGGGGUUCGUCGUGGGAACGUUCGCCCUGUACGUGUUCCUGCGGCAGGUGUGGUUCGAGCGGACUGCGCCGGACACCGGCAGCUUCGCGGAUCUGGGCGAAUUCCAGCAACAGCUGGAGGAAGAGAAGAAGAUCUGGAAGAAGGAGAGAUCCGCACUCUUCAACCUCAAACACCCUCACCACAUAGGAGAGGACAGCCACCUGGCGGAUGAGUUGUAUAAGAAGGUCCGCAUUCUCUGCUGGGUUAUGACGGGACCCAACAACCUGGAGAAGAAGGCUCGUCACGUCAAGUACACGUGGAGCCGCCACUGCAAUAUCGUCAUUUUCAUGAGCUCCGUGGACGACCCGGACUUUCCUACGGUGGGAUUAGGGACGAAGGAAGGGCGCGACCAGCUGUACUGGAAGACCAUCCGAGCCUUCCAUUACGCCUACGAGCAUCACGCAGAAGAGGCGGACUGGUUCCUCAAAGCCGAUGACGACACUUACGUCAUCGUGGACAACCUGCGCUGGAUCCUCGCCAACUACACGGCUCAAGAUCCCAUUUACUUCGGACGGCGGUUCAAACCCUACGCCAAGCAGGGAUACAUGAGCGGCGGGGCAGGCUACGUGCUGAGCCGGGAAGCUCUGCGGAGGUUUGUGGAGGGUUUUCAGAGCAAAGUGUGCACUCACACCACCUCUGUGGAGGACCUGGCCAUGGGCCAGUGCAUGGAGAAGGUUGGAGUGAAGGCGGGGGACUCCAGAGACUCCGAACACAGGGAGACGUUUCACCCCUUUGUCCCGGAGCAGCACCUCACCGCCAAGUUCCCAAAGAGCUUCUGGUAUUGGAGCUACUGCUACUACCCCAUUGUAGAGGGCCCACAGUGCUGCUCGGAUCUGUCCGUGUCCUUUCAUUACGUGGACGCCGCCGGCAUGUAUUUACUGGAAUACUACGCCUAUCACCUGCGUGCCUUCGGCUACAGACACCGGUACCAAUCCCCCACCCCCAAAGGUUUAAGACUGGAGCAGUCCGGCUCCCGGGACUCGGAAAAGCAUCAUCAGGAGUCGGCUCCUGAGGAAGAGAAGCGAGUACCGGAUCAUAAAGAGGAUCGGCCUCCUGACGCUAAAGAGGCUGCGGAGGGGAAGUGACCCCCCGCUCUGAGCGGAGAUACUGACCCCCCGCUCUGAGCGGAGGGGCAGUGACCCCCCCCGCUCUGAGCGGAGAUACUGACCCCCCGCUCUGAGCAGAGGGGAAGUGACCCCCCCGCUGUGAGCGGAGAUGCUGCUGAACUGUUUCAGUUCAUGACAGACCCGCUUUAAAACUGAAACUGUCUCAUUUAAUCCGAAGGAAGAUGAAGGAGUGCUUCUCACGUCAGCUGUGACUCCAAGACUGUUCCCCGUGUUUCCGACCCGGCUCACGUUUGUCCCAACAGGCGGGCCUUACCUGAACCUGCUGCUCUGGUUUAGAGCUGAAUGAACAGUUCAGCUGUUUUCAUGUCCUUCUUCAUCUCUGCUGUUUUCCAUCUGACCUCACGCAGCGUCUGAUCCGGUUCUGGAAGCCGGUCCAUCAUUAAGGAUGAAACAUGGUUUUAAGUUCUGUUAUUGACGUAAACGACCCACCAAACUUAAAUCUGCCAUGUUUGCACAGUCUGAAGUCUCCUCUGUUUCAUUGAUCAUGACGUGUUUCUGUAGUGAUUGGAUCUGGGCGGUGUCAUAUUGGGGUUUGGAUUUGUUUGGGUUUUUGGUUUUCUGGAGGGGAAUUGGGAUAAAAGCAACACGUUAAAUAAAAUAAGGAAAAGCAUC
This is a messenger RNA of Oryzias melastigma (Indian medaka), 2510 nucleotides long. It is a transcript of the gene c1galt1lb, whose product is annotated as core 1 synthase, glycoprotein-N-acetylgalactosamine 3-beta-galactosyltransferase, 1b. The record is from RefSeq and is a predicted model, not a curated record. Gene Ontology annotation, cellular component: membrane. Bases 699 to 1856 code for a protein of 385 amino acids. NCBI's taxonomy places the organism in Eukaryota, Metazoa, Chordata, Actinopteri, Beloniformes, Adrianichthyidae. The transcript is spliced from 3 exons. Gene Ontology annotation, molecular function: N-acetylgalactosaminide beta-1,3-galactosyltransferase activity.